ACCCCGCCCUGAGAGCCCGGGCGGGCCGCUACACGCCUUCUCUUUCCUACAUCUGGUCCAGUCGGUCUUCCUCCGGCGCCGGCCCUCGCCGAGCUAGCUGGCCAUGGAGGGUAAUGGCCCCACUGCCGUCCACUACCAGCCGGCCAGCCCCCCGCGGGACGCCUGUGUCUACAGCAGCUGCUACUGUGAAGAAAAUAUUUGGAAGCUCUGUGAAUACAUCAAAAACCAUGACCAGUAUCCUUUAGAAGAAUGUUAUGCUGUCUUCAUAUCUAAUGAGAGGAAGAUGAUACCUAUCUGGAAACAACAGGCGAGACCUGGAGAUGGACCUGUGAUCUGGGAUUACCAUGUUGUUUUGCUUCAUGUUUCAAGUGGAGGACAGAGCUUCAUUUAUGAUCUCGAUACUGUCUUGCCAUUUCCCUGCCCCUUUGAUACUUAUGUAGAAGAUGCCUUUAAGUCUGAUGAUGACAUCCACCCACAGUUUAGGAGGAAAUUUAGAGUGAUCCGUGCAGAUUCAUAUUUGAAGAACUUUGCUUCUGACCGAUCUCACAUGAAAGACUCCAGUGGGAAUUGGAGAGAGCCUCCGCCGCCAUAUCCCUGCAUUGAGACUGGAGGUAUCAGUCCAGUUGAUAAUUUCCUGACAUUUAAGAAGAUAAAGAUUCCUUCACCCUAUUACUAUUGUUUGGCAUUCAUAUGAGUUUGAAGCAUUAUUUAUGUUUAUUCCAAAAUGAACCUGAACGAUUUCAUCAGUAUGGAUCCCGAGGUAGGAUGGGGCGCUGUCUACACACUAUCCGAAUUUACACAUCGGUUUGGCAGUAAAAACUGCUAAACUUGGCCUCAAGAUGUGGAACUGUGGAGAAAUUCUAGGACAUGAACAAGCUAUCCCUUCAUCGAGGACAGCAAACAUUAUGGUACAGUUGGCUUGGAAUUAUGUCUUUCUCUUUUCAUUUGAUUGAGUGGAAAUCUGACUGAAUACAAAUAUGAAUAACAACAUAAAAACUUUUGUUUUGAUAUGUCAAAUUGAAACUUGAUAUAGUGUGUACUUGCUAAGAUAUUCCUGUGGCUCAUUUGUUAAAACAUGAGGACUUAAGCCAGUAAUCGUUUUUGUUCAGGUAGAGGUGUGGAGGUAGAGCCAGCCCCUCAUGUCUGUUCUGGAUGUUUUGUGUCUCUCCAGCUACAUUGUAAGCUCCUUGAGGGCAGGGCCAUGGCCCGUUGCUCUGUGAAUCUCAAAUGCCCAUAAAAGGUGCCCAUAAAAUGUUUUCUUGAACAUUUCAAUGUGCUGUUGUUUGGAAAGGGGUACUAUUGUGAGCUGAAUCAGCAAUAAGUAUUAGUAUUUUUGGACUAUGGUAUUGUUAAAAAGAUUGCAGCCCUCUCAAAUUUGAGUGUUACUUGGUUUAUUUAUUUAUGACUUUAAAUAAAAUUGAUUUAACAUU
Rhinopithecus roxellana (golden snub-nosed monkey) is the source of this 1430-nucleotide messenger RNA. It is a transcript of the gene NTAQ1, whose product is annotated as WDYHV motif containing 1. Bases 104 to 694 code for a protein of 196 amino acids. The record is from RefSeq and is a predicted model, not a curated record. NCBI's taxonomy places the organism in Eukaryota, Metazoa, Chordata, Mammalia, Primates, Cercopithecidae. Gene Ontology annotation, molecular function: protein-N-terminal asparagine amidohydrolase activity; protein-N-terminal glutamine amidohydrolase activity. The transcript has 7 exons. Gene Ontology annotation, cellular component: cytosol; nucleus.